This is a messenger RNA of Rhododendron vialii, 1909 nucleotides long. RefSeq names its product S-adenosylmethionine synthase 3-like. Bases 443 to 1654 code for a protein of 403 amino acids. Gene Ontology annotation, cellular component: cytosol. The record is from RefSeq and is a predicted model, not a curated record. The transcript has 2 exons. Gene Ontology annotation, biological process: S-adenosylmethionine biosynthetic process. Gene Ontology annotation, molecular function: methionine adenosyltransferase activity; ATP binding. NCBI's taxonomy places the organism in Eukaryota, Viridiplantae, Streptophyta, Magnoliopsida, Ericales, Ericaceae.
CUCUCUCUCUCUUUCUCAUCCUCUCACUACACACUCGGCGGCUGUCGGGUUCAUUUUCGGGUAAAUUUCGAAAACCAACCCUCCCUCAUAUUAAUUUCGCAAAAUUAUAUUGACGCAUUUGACUCUAUUCGGAAUCAGAUCUGUCGAUUUGUCCUAGAUGUCGAUUGUGUUGUUUGUGGUACCUGCAAGAUUUUUGAAGAAAUGUUUCGGAUCUGAAUGGCCCUGGUGGGUUUAUGUUUAUACCACAGUUAUUUUUAUUGAUUUUUUUUCUCUCAUUGAAUCUGGAUCUAUCAUCUAUGUAUGUGCCAUGAAGUACGCGUAGAAACUUUAUGUUGAUCUCAAAAUCUAUUGACAAUGAAUUAGAGAAGACCCAAAUGUUAUUGGGUGAUCUCUCAUUUUAUACCCAAGCAACGUGGGACAACUACUCUGAACUGCACUUGCUAUGGUUUCUUUCUUGGAUAUGCUGUGGAGAAUGGACACCUUCUUAUUCACCUCCGAAUCUGUGAACGAGGGGCACCCGGAUAAGCUAUGUGAUCAGAUAUCCGAUGCAGUCCUUGAUGCCUGCCUCGAACAAGACCCAGACAGCAAAGUUGCCUGUGAGACUUGCACCAAGACCAACAUGGUCAUGGUUUUCGGCGAGAUCACGACCAAAGCCAAGGUAGACUACGAGAAGAUCGUGCGCGAUACCUGCCGCGAGAUUGGAUUCGUUUCAGACGACGUUGGUCUCGAUGCGGACAACUGCAAGGUCCUAGUUUACAUUGAGCAACAGAGCCCUGAUAUCGCGCAGGGUGUCCAUGGCCACCUCACCAAGCGCCCUGAGGAGAUUGGUGCGGGUGACCAAGGUCACAUGUUUGGCUAUGCCACCGAUGAAACUCCCGAGCUGAUGCCCCUCAGCCACGUCCUUGCAACUAAACUCGGAGCCCGCCUCACCGAAGUUCGCAAGAACGGGACUUGCCCGUGGUUGAGACCCGAUGGGAAAACCCAGGUCACAGUUGAGUAUUACAAUGAAAAUGGAGCCAUGGUUCCUAUCCGGGUCCAUACCGUUCUUAUCUCGACUCAGCACGAUGAAACCGUCACCAAUGAUGAGAUUGCUGCUGACCUCAAGGAGCAUGUGAUCAAGCCCAUCAUACCUGAGAAGUACCUCGACGAGAAGACCAUCUUCCACCUCAACCCAUCUGGCCGAUUCGUUAUUGGCGGACCCCAUGGUGACGCGGGUCUCACCGGUCGUAAAAUCAUCAUCGAUACCUAUGGUGGUUGGGGAGCCCACGGUGGCGGUGCCUUCUCUGGGAAGGACCCCACCAAGGUGGACCGAAGCGGGGCCUACAUUGUUAGGCAGGCUGCCAAAAGCAUUGUUGCCAGUGGGCUUGCUCGCCGGUGCAUUGUGCAGGUCUCGUAUGCCAUCGGCGUGCCUGAGCCGCUGUCGGUGUUUGUCGACACGUAUGGCACCGGAAAGAUCCCGGAUAAGGAGAUUCUCAAGAUUGUGAAGGGGAGUUUCGAUUUUAGGCCCGGAAUGAUUGCCAUCAACCUCGAUCUCAAGAGGGGUGGCAAUGGAAGGUUUUUGAAGACGGCUGCGUACGGGCAUUUCGGAAGAGAUGAUACUGAUUUCACAUGGGAGGUGGUGAAGCCCCUCAAGUGGGAGAAUCCCCAGGCCUAAGUAUCUGCAACUUAAAUAUGCUUGUGGGGAUGACCAUUUUUUAUCUGCAUGUUUAUUUAAUGUUGCUUUAAGCCAAGAAUUUGCCAUAGUAUUUGCUUGUGAUCGUGUCUUGUUUUAGUUCUUCUAGUGAUUUCUUCUUUGUAUUGCAAAUCAUGAAAAAAUAGAUGUGUGAGAGGGGGUCAGCUGCAGAGCAGCAUCAUUGUAUUUGAUGAUUUAUUUCCCUACAGUAUUUAUUAGAUGGGAAAAUUUUAAAAA